AUGGAAGGGGUUUUGCUUGUUCCCCCGGACCGGGGAACCAUCAUUGGCCGGGCUAUGUGGAAGCCCCGAUUCGUCAUGGUCGGUAUGCAGAGACGAUGGGAGCAGCCCUCAUCCGUACCUGGAAGAAUGACCAUGCCAAAAGAAAACCAGCCUAUUUUACCUUUUUUGACCAUCUUCAAGUCCAAGAACGACACUGAGCCCAUCCAACAGCAUGCCCUCUCCUCUAUUACAGACUGUCAAGUCCAAGUGAUCGCACACAAGAAACAAGGACAAGUCGCCCCGACACUGGUGAUAACUGUCGCACCGGAUCCGGCGACAGACAAACUGAGAAAGCGCCGCUCGAGUCGCGCCGCCGGUUUGACUAGUAGCAAGGAGUCCCCAGGAAACACCCUUUACUUUCGGACGGGGGAUGAGACGUUGAGUUUACAGGAUUGGGAGCGAUAUAUUCAGGGGCAAAUGCAGAGGCCGUCGGGGCCGCCUCACGGAGCUGGCGUACCCGCGAGCCCAAUGAGCCCUAUGAUGAGUCCGAUCUCGCCGACCUUUACGAACCCUUUCGCCGGCGGCACACGGUCAAGAGAUCCCUCUGACUACUUUCCCAGACCACCUAGUGGGGCCGCGUCGGCUUCACAAUCACAGUUUACCAGGGGCACAGGUUUGAGUCACAAGAACGCGAACCAAACAUACUCGAGCCGUGAGCGACCCAUGACAUACUCGGGGUCGCCCAGUCUGCGGUCCAAACGAAGCGACAUCUCCUCGCAUGCUAGCUUCAUGAACCACUCUCACCAUCCGUCAUAUACGCAACACAGCGGCUAUUACAACGCCGCACACCCCGCAGACCUGCCAUCGCCGGCCACUACAGUUCCCGAUCACGGUGUCGAGUUUAUCGAAGGUUGGACUGCUGCCCAGGGCAGAUCUUCGACCCUCAACUCGCCAAUUCGGGGUCGUGAUAGUAUCAGCUCUCAAGUCACGUCACCGAUUACAGCUAAUGCUCCCGCCGCGCCUUCGGCAGCCACGCUCGAAGCAAGCUCGCCGCCAGGGCCUCGGGAAACAAUUCUCGACAGGGCUUUUCAAAUGCGCUGCAUUCCUGGCUCCGAGAAGGAAGUGCCCGGUGAAGAGAAUCUGAGUUCUUUAGCACGCUUUGAAGCACUUAUGCGGGAGAUGGAUAAGAAGCGACAGUCCAGGGAGGCGGAAGAGGGCAAGAGGGCGCGUCACCAAAAGCAGCAACAGCAUCAACCGCAGCCCGGGAUACCGAAUAGUGGGUGGGACCAGGACGACGAGUCCAGCGAGGAUGAGUCUGAUCUGGAGGACUACCGACGGAACAGCAGCGAGGCCAGACACGUUUCACAGCCUCGCAGUGGCUUGCAGCGGGGUCAUAGCUAUAGUCAUAGUCUUACGGCCCAGAGUGGUGGCUUUGCCCACGAGGUGGACUUGGAUGACGACGAAAUCGUCAUUCCCCCUGGGGCGCAACGGGCCUUGGAUUUUAUCACAACCGGUCGCAGUUCCCCGGCGAUUCAGUCUCCUGAGAACCUGGCUAGCCCAAGGAGUCCUAUGGAGUAUCACCAUGACUACGACAACUUGAGUCAGUCCAUGAACAACAGUGUGUCUUACCACGAUCCGUACGAAAACUCCGGGACUGUCGCUCAAACAAUGUAUAGGCAGCACGAGGUAGCGGAGAGUAACACGAACCGACCGCAUAUGCACCACGGAAUCCAGCAGCAGAUCUAUCCAUCAUCUGGCACAGCAACACCGACGGAUCACAUGAGUUCCAUACCUGCGUCGUUGCUGGGAGGUUUAUCACGACGCAAUACGUCCGAGAAGCGCAACUCAGCCUCGAGCUCAAAACGCAUCAGUUUCACUGAACAGUUGACGAGGAGGUUGAGCAGCACAAGCAGCCUUCUGCUUCAGACAAACCAUGAGAAAUCUUCAGCCGGUCGCACAAGUCACGACGGAGAGGCGAGCCAAUCCUCAUACGGGUCGAGGUCAGCCACCUCGCAUCCUCGCGGGGUCAUACCUUCGCAUGCGCCGCCAGGCCCACCGGAACGUGAAUGGGAGAAGAAGUGUGGUUGGCGCGGCAGCGUGGUCAUUGGCAACGAGGGUGGUUUUCUUUGA
Pyricularia pennisetigena is the source of this 2109-nucleotide messenger RNA. RefSeq lists its product as uncharacterized. The record is from RefSeq and is a predicted model, not a curated record. Lineage: Eukaryota; Fungi; Ascomycota; Sordariomycetes; Magnaporthales; Pyriculariaceae. The transcript is spliced from 3 exons. The coding region runs from base 1 to 2109 and encodes 702 amino acids.